Molecule: messenger RNA, 1869 nt
Organism: Rhizophagus irregularis DAOM 181602=DAOM 197198
Lineage: Eukaryota; Fungi; Glomeromycota; Glomeromycetes; Glomerales; Glomeraceae
Source: RefSeq, a predicted model, not a curated record
AUCACAAUAUAAAAUAUAUACCCCGCAUAAAAAAAAAAAGAAUAGUUCCAAAUUAUCUUUCUAAAAAAAUUUUUUCAAAUUUUUUAUAAUAAAAAAAUGUCUCCACCUUUAUUAACAACGGAUUGUUUACAUCUCAUUUUCAAGGAUUUUGAAGAAGAUAGAUAUACUCUACAUUCAUGUCUUUUAGUGAAUAGACUCUGGUGUGAAACUGUAGUAUCUUUAUUAUGGAGUCAACCUUUUCGUUUAACACGUAGAACUCCUUCCUCUAAAUUAGUUCAAACAUAUAUAAAUUGUCUUGAUCCACAAGUACUUACCGAUAGUGAAAAAGAUAUUUUGGAAAUUACUGAUAAUAGAAUACCACCAACAUUUGAUUAUCCAUCGUUCUUACGACAAAUCUCAUAUUUAGAUUUAUAUAAUGGGAUUGCUGCAUGGUUUGAAUGGUAUGAACCAUGGGGAGAAGUAUAUCGAGAAAGAGUAGCUUUGGUAUCUAAAUUGUUAAUUUACUCUUUUAUGAGUCAUUCAUCUGCAUUUCAUAAACUAUCAAUUGAAACUGGUGAAAUGGUUAUGGUUCCAAAUAACCAUCUUAAUUUUUUUUCACAUCAAGGUUCUGAGAUUUGUUUAUCUAAACUUCGACAAUUUAUAUGUAUUGGAGAUUUUUUGAAGGCAGAUAUUUUCGCGGGAGCUGCUAAAAUUUGCAAAAAUAUCAAGACAUUAUUUGUAAGUCCAGGUCGAGUUUGCACUUCGGGAAAUAGAUCUGUUCCUGAGAAACAAUAUGAUUCCUUAAUAAAUCUUAUUAAAGGACAAAAAUCUCUUGAAUAUUUUGUUAUUCAUACUUGCAACAAAUCAAGUCGCAUAAUUUCUGCGCUGCUUGAAAGUCAAAUUAAUUCUUUAGUUCAUGUGGAAUUCUUUAAGGUAGAUUUUAUAGAAUGUGUUACAUUAGCACCUUUGGCAGAAUCGAAAAAAUUAGUGACUUUAACAUUCGAAGAAUGUUCAAGUCUUGAGAAUAUAAUGGAACCAUUUGUUUCUAGUUCAUUAAAUCGGUUAGAAAAACUUAAUUUUAAAAAGUCUACUGUUAGGGAUGAUGUUUUAGCAGCUUUAAUAAAAAAUGCAGGAUCAACUUUAUCUACAAUAUAUUUAGGACCAAUAGAAAUUAAAGAUGUGUAUAAUCCAAAUAUAGUAAUCGAUUUAAUCACAAAAUAUUGUCCGAACCUUGUAGAUUUGGCAUUAGAUGUUCAAAGGCCUGACCUACCAUAUUUAUUAACUUUAUUAAGUUUUAGUAGAUAUCUUAAUAAGUUAGAAAUUUUUGGAAGCAUUCUUCGUAUUGAUAGUUUAUUAGAAAAUUUCUUUCACGCUCUUCCACCUACCUUAGAACAUUUAAUAAUUAAUGCGGAUUGGCAUUUUUCCGCAAACGAACUUGCAAUUGGGUUAGAGAACUGUAAAGCUAGAUUAAGAAGUUUACAUAUGCCAGAUUGUUAUUUAAUAAGUGAUAAUCACCUUUGCGUUAUAACUGAAUAUUUAGGUGAUAGUUUACAACAUUUAGAUGUUAGUUAUGCAUCACCUUCACAAGUAACUAGUGAAGGAUUGAGAAAAGCACGUUCAAUUAUUAAUCGGGUUGAUUAUGUUUAUAAAGAAGAUAGAAAAUAUCCUACAUUUUGGAAUUUGAGAUAUUGGGGCGAAGAAUGGGUUGAAGAACCGAUCGUGGAUCGCACUUUUGAACAAUGGGAUUGGGAGAAUGGCGAAGAAGGAUGGUAUGGCGUAGAUUGGAAAAAAUAAAUUUAAUUAAUUUUUAUAUUUAAUGUUUUAUUAUAUUAAUAAUAUAUAUAUAUAUUUUUUUUUUUUAUGUAAUAAUUUGAGAACUACUUUUAUUUU